AGCCUCCGGCCGGGGCGACAAGCGCGGGGCGGGUCUCGCUGGCCCGACCGGCUGGGUGCCCAAUCGCCGCGGACCCGCCGAGCCCCGGGGGGCUGGCGGGGGGGCUGCCGCUGCCGCCGCCGGAACGUGCCGCGGCUGCGCCGACGCACGAGCGCGGGGCAGGGCGGCGGGCGCGCUCAGUCUGGCGGCGGCGGCCACGCGCGGACGGACAUUCCCCGAGCGCCGCAGCCGCCCGCAGCCCAACUGCGCCGCGCCGCCCCGCGCCGCCCGGGCCGAGCCCGCCCGCCCGCCAUGGUGUCAUGGAUCAUCUCCAGGCUGGUGGUGCUUAUAUUUGGCACCCUUUACCCUGCAUAUUAUUCCUACAAGGCUGUAAAAUCAAAGGACAUUAAAGAAUAUGUCAAAUGGAUGAUGUACUGGAUUAUAUUUGCACUUUUCACCACAGCAGAAACAUUCACCGACAUCUUCCUUUGUUGGUUUCCAUUCUAUUAUGAACUAAAAAUAGCAUUUGUAGCCUGGCUGCUGUCUCCCUACACAAAAGGCUCCAGCCUCCUGUACAGGAAGUUUGUACAUCCCACGCUGUCUUCAAAAGAAAAGGAAAUCGAUGAUUGCCUGGUCCAAGCAAAAGACCGAAGUUAUGAUGCCNCUUAGGAAAGAUUUAGCACCAGGGGGCUGAGUGUUUUAGCCACCCAAGUGGUCAUUGCUGCUCUCCCUUCCUGUGGACAGGGUGCCUUAUCAGAGAGACUCCGGAGCUUCAGCAUGCAGGACCUCACCACCAUCAGGGGUGACGGUGCCCCUGCUCCCUCAGGCCCUCCCCCACCGGGCUCUGGGCGGGCCAGCGGCAAACACGGCCAGCCUAAGAUGUCCAGGAGUGCUUCUGAGAGUGCUGGCAGCUCAGUGUGUACCUGCUGUUCCACCUGCAGGACCCGGAAAGUGGUUGAGGGAGAUGUGAAUGAGGGUGUGGAGGCAUGGGAGCCUCAGGUCCAAAAUCCCAUCCAAAACCCGCUGGCGUUUUCUGACGAUGAGGAGGAAGACCUGCUGGAUUUCAUGUACAAGUACAAGGCCCCUCGAAAGACGGAGUUUCCCUUGGAGGCACCGCCUAGAGUCCUUCGAUCUCACUUCCGGAAGAAAAGUACCUCAUCCUCGGCCACUGAAACCACGUGAGUGAGAUGAGCCAACAGCACCAGAUCCACAGAAUGUUUCCUCUCUGCCUUAAAGAGCUAGUCUAAUAACAGAAAUCCGCAGGCUGGUGUGCUCCGAGUGCAGCCUCACAGACAUGGCCUUUCCUCUCUCCCCUCUUCCACUCUGCAGAUUUUUCCCCUUUCAUUAUAUAGCUGGGGAGAGGCUAAAGGGAGUGUUAGUGUGUGUGUGUGGGGGUGACAUUUAAGUCUUCUGAGGUUAGUCAUUUUCCACAAUUGGAUUGUCAUUACAGACAGCAGUGUGUUUUUAGAUAAAUGAGAAUUGCCCUCACACUGCUGAGAUGUACAUUUGUAAUUUAUUUGUUGCAUACUUUGUUUUUAGUCCUGUAAACAGAGCAAUUUUUUAAAACUUUUUUUUUUGUUCUUGGUACUAAUACUUUGGACUACGGUGUACAUAUUUGUGGCUUGUGGCUUAUUAGAGUCGACAGCAAGGGCUGCCAGAGGUUCUGAUAUGUAAGACAAUAGCAACAACAGAAAUGUAAAAAUUUCUUUGGAUUCUAGAGAAUGUCUCAGAUGUGCUUAAAAAGCUUCCAGACACAACUCCAGUAACACAUCGUUUUUCCCACAGAAGGAUGAUCCGUAUGAAUUCUUCAGGCAGUUGCUUAGUAAGCACACUGGGGUUUAGAAUGAGAAACAAUAUUUUAGUGAUAGAGAUGAGUGUAAUGAGAGGCCAGUGUAACAGCCUAGAAUAAGGAAGAGCUGUGGGAAGCUCGUCUCCCCCUCAGACUUGGGAUUAGGAGCUUCUUAAUCCUUGUAUGGGAAUUAAUCAUUGCCGUAGGCAGGUGGCUCACUCUUGUAAAACUCCUUGGGGAUGUGGACUCACAGGGCUGCUGUGAGGAAUCCUUUUGAGUGUUUCAAAAGUGCUUCACAAAUAUUUAUCCUUCACAGUAAGCAGUGUCGUGACUUAAUUCCCCAAGGAGAGGAGCCUAGAAUCUGAGCACCUUGCUGAAAUGAACAUUUAAGCAAAAACCAGUCAACCAAACCAACAAUUGUUUUCAGAUAUGCUACGAAAUACAUGAGACACCUGUGUAACAAUCAAAAUGCUGGCUUCUAGAAGUUUCAGAGGUUGAGCUCUUUAUGGAUAUGACUUGCUGCUCAGCUCCACGGGAAGCUGUGGCUCACACAUUUCUGUUCUCUUCCUGGCUUGUGCAAAAUGUGAAUGAGAGAGGUCACAUGCUCACAGGCACCUCAGGUCUUAACAGACAUUUAAGACAAGCUGGGAUUGCUUAGUAGGAGAAUAAAGCACUAUCUGAGGGCACUCCCCUCUUAGAUUGAGAAUUUUAUCUGAAAAGAAGAAUCUGGUUUAGAUAGCAUUUUGGUCUGAGGUAGCUGCUCUCCCCUCAGGGAGCUGAGCCUAAAUGUAGGACUCAUGUAUUGUGCGUAGAGUUGGUGUUUUCUUUCAAUGUAAUGCAUGCAGUGGUCACAAACCAGUUACCUACAUACUUGGACUGUGUUUGUUCACAGAUAUGCCCUGAAAACUAGAGAUUAGUGUUACUUCCCACAUAGAAGUUAUUGUUAACCAGCUACAAACAGGCUCAGUUAAAGACUGUUCCAUUACUGAGCUACGUGAAUAUCUAUCAGUGGUCUUUGCUGAUGACGCAAAGGCUGGAUCUUCCCUCAGAAAGGAUUUUACUUGAAGUUGAUUGUUGCCAGAUGUGCUUAUUUAAAUUCCUUCUCCCCAUAAUUUCUCUGAAGAUGACUUUGUAAUUUACAAAAGGAUUUAGGAAAAUAAACUAAAAGCAAAUUCAGAGGGCAGGUAGAGGCUGGCUGUUCAUUGUGCCCUAAAUCCAGUAAUACCUUAACCUGUUCGUGCAGACAGAAAAUGUUUUCUUCAAGCUCACUGAGUUGUUUCAGACAGAAGAAAAAUAUACCCUUUAAGAUGUAUUUACUUGUUAGUUCGGAGUACCCAGAAUUUUCAGAAGUAGCUUAAUUUAAGCAGCUUUUUAGCAACUUUUUUUUUUUUUGCCAAAAUAAUAAAUGCCUUCAGCAGCAGGGGUUAAAAUCCUAUUGUGAACUAGCUGUAUUUUCACCAUUUUACAACAGAAAGUUCUAACAAGUACAGGCUAUCAAGUUUGCACUCAACUAUGCCAAAACAAGCUUGAAGCAUUCUGCUCUUAGACAUGCUGUAUUACUUCUCAUCCAAGAUUUAACAAAUAUAAAGGUGUCCAAACUACUGUCUUAAUGUAACUAUUUUUCCUUCAGGUGUUGAUUAGGGAGUUCGUUUCUCUCUUAAAAACAGUCACUGUACAACUGAAAGCAGCUGUCAUAUUUCUGGCAAAAUGUGUUUACUUAUCCAACAAGCUGUGUAUUUAUGUGUAUGGACUGAUGUAAAAUGUGAAUGCCUCCAAGUGUACACAUAGUGGCGUGGUAUUGUCUAGACGAUAUAACUGAAUGUUUUUAAUUUGCUGAUUUACAGACACAGGCUGUUUACAAAAUGCUAGCUUGGAAGUCUGUGAUUUUCAUGUAAUAACUUUUAGUUACUUGCCAUUGAGCACCUGUUCUGAGGAGGUGAGAUGUGUUGUACUUAUGAACUGGAGAGUUUAGUCAUAAUCCCUCCCAGCUUCAUGUGAAUAGCUUGCUCACUUCGCUGGCCUCUGAAAUGUGUUCUCUGUAGUAAACUGUACAUGUGUUUGUGGUAACAGUGCUUGUCAACCAUCAUCACCAUUGAACACCUUCCUAGUUCUUCACUUUGCACAGUAUUUGAAAUAGCAAAGAAUGUGCUUCAUUCUCAAAUGGCACACAAAGAGUUGACAUCCUGGAUUGUGAGUGUGCAUAUUUCCCCUAGUUUAUUACUGUAGUCCUAUAGAAUGAUCUGUAAUAAAAUAAUAUACUGGACUGUGCAUCAAAAGGAUGUAAAAUGACAGUAUUCCAAAGGAUGAAGUUCUGCUGUUUUGUUAUAAUGCCUGAUACACAUAUUGAAUAAAGUCUUAACAUUUUUCUUUUAAAAAACAUAUUUGUAAUGUUGGGCUUAUGAGGAAGAGAAAAUACUUUGAAAAAUGUGGAAGGUAGAAAGGAUUAGCAGCUGAGUGCUCAGCCACAACUGGCCUGGUGCCUAGUCACCUGGCCCCAUGCCUACUGCACUGAUUUGUUACAGUCUAUGAAGUCUGCAGUCUUGCAGGAAAAACAAUUAAAUGAUAUGAGUGUUUUGAAAACUAGUUGAUCACAUAAAUACACAUCUGGUAGGUGUUUUUACUUUUUAAAUUUACCAGUGGAAACUGGGAAGCUGAAAAUAGAGUAAUUCAUCUGGCAGGCAGCUCUUACUCUGCAAACAGACCUCUGGCUGAUCGUUUUCUUCCUUGGAACCCAUUUCCUCAUCUGCAAAUGUGGGAGGGCACAUGCAGGUUAG
Messenger RNA from Manis javanica (Malayan pangolin), 4542 nucleotides. The record is from RefSeq and is a predicted model, not a curated record. Lineage: Eukaryota; Metazoa; Chordata; Mammalia; Pholidota; Manidae.